Naegleria lovaniensis is the source of this 3351-nucleotide messenger RNA. RefSeq lists its product as uncharacterized. NCBI's taxonomy places the organism in Eukaryota, Heterolobosea, Eutetramitea, Acrasida, Naegleriidae. Gene Ontology annotation, cellular component: membrane. The record is from RefSeq and is a predicted model, not a curated record. The transcript has 3 exons. Bases 1 to 3351 code for a protein of 1116 amino acids.
AUGGACCAAGAAGAGGAUGUCACUACAGGAAUGUAUCUCAAUGAAAAAACAAUUUACAAAUUGUCUAAAAAGCCAUAUACUUCCUUCAUUCCACCUCACAAUAUGACUCGUUUACAAUAUGCAUAUUAUAUUUUUGUACAAUUUAUGAUUUUCACAUGGAAAGAAGUUUCGAAAAGAAAAGUUGCAUUUUUAAUUGGAACUGCUUCAUGUUUCGUUGUGGUUUGGAUGGUCAUGAUAUCAGUUUCUGCAUUAUCACAAAUUCCUCUUGUUUUUAUUAGAUUGGCAGAAUUACAAGUUGGAGAAUAUGAUAUUCAAAUUAGUGCUUCAAAAGUACUUCCAGGUGUGACACUCAAUUAUACUUUAAUCGAUCAACAAAUUCAAAAUGCCACAAAAACAGAUGUAACUGAACAAGAACGAUAUUCCUAUCACUCUCCGAGAUAUUUAUUUAGUGUCAAAGCUUUUACUUCUUGCAAUAAUACGUUAUCCAAUGAUUUAAAUUAUCGAGAUUACUCUUGGAUGUACAAUUCUUCCGAUGUGAGUUGUGGACAGAAAUCACCACACCAAGAUACUUACAAACUCUCCACAACAGAUUACAAUGAUGGAUACUUUUGUGUUCCUCGUUACUGUAAAACUCAACAAGAUCGAGUCUCCUUAUACGUUAUUGACACAGACAAAGAAAAUAGAAUGCAAUUUGGAAGAAAUUAUCCAUACAAGAAAUUGAAAAAAGGACAUGCCAUUAUAGGUGCUUCUAUGGCCAUGGAUAUGGGUGUGAAAGCAGGAGAUACAAUUCUAGUAGGAGUGGCAACCAUGGAUACUCUUGUUGGACCUUAUUAUGAAGCUGGCAUUGUUCGAUAUCAUGAUCAACUUUCUAAUGCAUUGUUAAACUCUCUUGAGUUUUUACCUCCAUCAUUGAAAGAAGCUUUUGAAAAGGAAACUUUAGAAUUGAGCCCUGAAUUGGCGUCUCUCAAAAAGUUAUCCAUGUUACAUGCAUUGCUUGAAGCAGAUGUUUCACAACAAACAUCAAAUUUCAUUCAACUCUCAGACGAAGAACAGUACAUGAAUCGAAGAGUGACAUUCAAUAAUGGAACUUUAUACUUUCCAGUCACUAUUGAUGUAGUGUCCAACAAUGUACAUGGAAAAUUUGCAACAAGUAUUACAGACUAUAUCAUUAUGGAAUUUGACUCGUUUUUAGAACAUUUGGCUGAAUUCUUACCUUCUCAAUUAUUUAGUGAACAUGAAAAGUCAUUGAUGUCUCGUGUGAGUCCUUAUUCCUAUGCUGGUUAUGUCUAUUUCAAUUAUCCACCAAAUAGAUUAACAGCAUACAAUGAAAAUGAUUUUAAAAAGAUUAGAGAUAAGAUUACAGACUUUUCAUCACUUGCCAUGUAUUUGAUUGGAUUUAAUCAAGUGGAUACAAACUUUCCAAUUUUGGAACAAAUGCAACAAACCCAAUUCUUUUCACUCUUUGUGGGUUUAAUUAUUUCAAUCAUCCUUGUGGUGUUAUCUCUGUUGAGUGUUGUCCUUAUUUAUAGUUUAUUAAUGAUCAAUGUUGAAAAUAGAAGAUUUGAAAUGGGUUUAUUGAGAAUUUUAGGAUUGAAGAGAAUUCAUCUCGUUGAAUUAAUUCUUGUACAGGCCAUGUGGUAUGGAAUUCCAGCAUGGAUGAUUGGUUUGAUUAUUGGACAAAUUUCAUAUGCAGGUGUGGCCAUCUUGUUGAGUUCAACAUUGGAAGCGAAGGUUUCCUAUUUUGCAUCGUUUGAGGCAGUAGCAUUUGCUUCUCUUUUAGGAAUUGGAGUUCCAAUUCUUGCAUCCAUUCUUCCAAUCAAAACUGCAUUGGGCCAGAAUUUACAUGAUUCUCUCGAUACUCAACGUUCCGUUUCAGCUGUGAAAUAUAGUGUGGAAAGAGCUGAAUCUGAAUAUAUUGCAUGGACUCCAGUCGUUCUUGGACUUAUUGGAACAGCUUUUGGUUUUGGAGUUUAUUAUGUCAUGCCACUCAGUUUACUCACCUUUAACAUUACAAUUAUGAGCUACAUGUUUAUGAGUGUCAUUCUAUGCAUGUUAUUAGGUCUGGUUGUACUUUCUCUCAAUUUUGAGAAUAUGAUUGAAUUUGUUGUGGUUAUUUUCACAAUUGGUAUUUUUGAAAAGGCAGCAGUUGUGGAUCUCGUAGAGAAGAAUCUAAUUGCACACAGAGAGAGAAAUCGUAAAACUACUCUCAUGUUUGCAUUGAGUUUGGGGUUCAUUAUUUUUAGCUCUGUGCUUUUUAACACACAAAUCACUGCCUUUAAAUAUAAUAUUAUGAGAGGAGCAGGAACGAAUUUAAUUGUUGGAACUCGAUCAUUGUAUGCCUUUUCGUCGUAUCCUCAGGCCCUACUAGAUGCGAGAAUUGAACCCACGACCAUUCCCAAGCAAGUGACGGUACCGCUCACUAAUAAUUUUACUUCAUUACCUGUGGGUGAAGGCUCUACCUCUUCCUACGCACGUUACAGUAACAAUUUGGAUGAAUACUUGUAUACACUCGAGGGUGGUUCUCAAUUGAUUUUAGGUAGCUAUUUUAAAACUCGUCUCAAUGUUGAUUUGAAUGAUGAAGCUAUUAUUGAAACCAUAGAAACAACUUCAGCCAUUCCAAAAUAUAAUUAUGCCUUAUUCAAAGUGGGUGCAUUCCUUGAAGCCUCUCCAGUCGCUCUCUAUUCUUCCUUCCCACGAUUUGGUACUCAGAAUAUUCUCGUGAGUGUUCCUACUUAUUUGAGACUACUUGGAAGAGAUAAGGGAUUUUCCGUGAAUCGACUUCCCGUCGAUGCCAUUUUCAUUAAAUUAACCGACUCGGUGCAACAGAACAAACAAGAAUAUCGAAAGAUGAAAAAUUCGCUCCAGAAAGUGAUUAGUGCUUAUCGAGGACCUUUCAUUAGAGAUGUCAAUGAUGAGUUAUAUCCCAUUGAAAUUGCUGUACAGGUGAUGAAUUUCUUCUUCCUCUUUACUACUUUGGUUGCUUUAAUUAUUUGUUUCUUUAGUUUAGUUUCAAGCAUGUAUAGUAAUGUGAACGAACAAGCAAAGGAGAUUGGUGUUUUGCGAGCUAUUGGAAUGAGAAAGUUUUCAAUUAUUCGAGUUUUUAUUUAUGAAGCAUUUGUACUCAUUACUUCUGCCUCAAUUUCUGGAAUAUUUAUUGGAGGUAUUAUUGGAUAUACCAUGUCGCUUCAAAACACACUCAUUACUGAACUACCUAUUGAUUUUAUCUUUCCUUAUCAAAUUGUUGCAUUGGUAUUUAUUUGUGCAAUGGUAUUUAGUUUCCUCUCUUCCUUCUUCCCAAUUUAUUCACUUGUGAAAAUGCCCAUUGUGAGUGUAUUGAGAAAAUUAAAUUAA